AUCUCCUUUAUUCCACACCGAGCGCAACCGUUACAACCGCUGCGCCGCCGCGAGAAAUCCGUACGCCCACGGUGGAGAUCCGUCCACCUCCGCCGCAACCAUCCCCUGCAGCGCCGAUUGCAGUGGCUUCUCGACCGCCUAUACCUCCUCCUGCUAGACGUCCCGGCACUGAAAGCUGACAUCGGUUCCAGAACUUCGGACACUUCUCG
Molecule: messenger RNA, 209 nt
Organism: Nicotiana tabacum (common tobacco)
Lineage: Eukaryota; Viridiplantae; Streptophyta; Magnoliopsida; Solanales; Solanaceae
Source: RefSeq, a predicted model, not a curated record